ACUCCGGAGCGGCGCUCCUAGUGCUGGGGUGCCGCCUGCUGGAGGCCCUGGUGCUGCUGGAGGUGCUGGAGCCUCUGGUCCUGGAGGUGCUCGUACAGGCGGUGCUAGAGCUGCUGGACUGGGGGUUCUGCUGGAGCUGGUGCUGGAGCUACUGGAGCUGGUACUGCUAGAGGUGCUGCUGGUGCUGGUGCUGCUGGAGGUGCUGCUCGUGCUGGAGCUGCUGGAGGUGGUGCUGGGACUGGAGCUGCUGCGGGAGUUGGAGCUGGAGGUGCUGGAGGUGCUGGAGCUGCUGGUGGUGCUGCGGGAGUUGUAG
Molecule: messenger RNA, 313 nt
Organism: Closterium sp. NIES-65
Lineage: Eukaryota; Viridiplantae; Streptophyta; Zygnematophyceae; Desmidiales; Closteriaceae
Source: the annotation of a GenBank genome assembly